ACUGGGGCACGAGGCGCUCCCUGGGAUCACAUGGUACCUGCUCCAGUGCCGCGUGCGGCCCGGGAACCCUGGGCUGCUGGCGCCUGCGCAGAGCUCUCUGUCCCAGGGAAAGGUUGGGGCAAAAGGCGACUGAGAUUGGCAGAGUGAAAUAUUGCUGCCCGGGGAACGUAGCAGGGCACACGUCUCUCCUCUUUGCGCCUGGGUGCUCCGUUUCUCCCAACACCUACUUAACUUCCUGGUUGCAACCUCUCUGUCUUUCUGGGACUUUUGCACUGGGAGCUCCAGAUUCGCUACUCUGCAGUGCCGCGGAGCCGGCAGGCAGUGGCACCCGGUGCACUGCAGAGACACGACCCUCCUUGGUACCUUCUAGCCAGAACGACUGCAGGUCGAUUCCCACCCCCACCACCACACUCUGCUCUUCCCAUGCAGAGCAGACCUCCGUGGCCUCAGCGUCCUAUCCUUCUUCAGGGCUGCAGUCAGGCCACCCCAAGGUCUUGCUGCAGGGUGCCUCGAAUCCUGAUCGUCAUCCACUCACUGCCCACAGCCAGUGCUCAGGAGGCAAGAGCGACUAUCACAGCCUCCAGUUUGUGUCAAGGCCCAGUUUGAAUGACUGCUCUUAGCCGGUGAAGAAAUGACGACCCUGGACUCCAACAACAACACAGGUGGUGUCAUCACCUACAUUGGCUCCAGUGGCUCCUCCCCAAGCCGCACCAGCCCAGAAUCCCUCUAUAGUGACAGCUCCAAUGGCAGCUUCCAGUCCCUGACCCAAGGCUGCCCCACCUACUUCCCACCAUCACCCACUGGCUCCCUCACCCAAGACCCGGCUCGCUCCUUUGGGAGCAUUCCACCCAGCCUCAGUGACGACAUUUCCCCUUCUUCUUCAUCUUCAUCCUCCUCCUCCUUCUAUAAUGGGAGCCCCCCAGGGAGUCUACAAGUGGCCAUGGAGGACAGCAGCCGAGUGUCCCCCAGCAAGAGCACCAGCAACAUCACCAAGCUGAAUGGCAUGGUGCUACUGUGUAAAGUCUGUGGGGACGUGGCCUCAGGCUUCCAUUAUGGAGUACAUGCCUGUGAGGGCUGCAAGGGCUUUUUCCGUAGGAGCAUCCAGCAGAACAUCCAGUACAAAAGGUGUCUGAAAAACGAGAACUGCUCCAUUGUCCGCAUCAAUAGAAACCGCUGCCAGCAAUGUCGUUUCAAGAAGUGUCUCUCCGUGGGCAUGUCUCGAGAUGCUGUGCGUUUUGGGCGCAUCCCCAAACGAGAGAAGCAGCGGAUGCUUGCUGAGAUGCAGAGUGCCAUGAACCUGGCCAACAACCAGCUGAACAGCCAGUGCCAGUUGGAGACCUCGCCUACCCAGCAUACCACAUCAGGCCCUAUGGGCCCCUCACCACCUCCUGCUCCAGCCCCUUCACCCCUGGUGGGCUUCUCUCAGUUCCCCCAACAGCUCACACCACCCAGAUCCCCCAGCCCUGAGCCCACCAUGGAGGAUGUGAUAUCUCAGGUGGCCCGAGCCCAUCGAGAGAUCUUUACCUAUGCCCAUGACAAGCUUGGCACCUCACCUGGCAACUUCAAUGCCAACCAUGCAUCUGGUAGCCCUUCAGCCACCACUCCACAUCGCUGGGAGAGUCAGGGCUGCCCACCUGCCCCCAAUGACAAUAACACCUUGGCUGCCCAGCGUCAUAAUGAGGCUCUGAAUGGUCUACGCCAGGGCCCCUCUUCCUACCUUCCUGCCUGGCACUCUGCCCCUGGCCACCACAGCUGCCACCAGCCCAAUAGCAAUGGGCACCGUCUAUGUCCCACCCAUAUGUACUCGGCUCCAGAAGGCGAGGUAACUGCCAACAGUCCACGGCAAGGCAACUCCAAGAACGUUCUGCUGGCAUGUCCCAUGAACAUGUACCCCCAUGGACGCAGUGGCCGGACUGUGCAGGAGAUCUGGGAGGACUUCUCUAUGAGCUUCACGCCUGCUGUGCGGGAGGUGGUAGAGUUUGCAAAGCACAUCCCUGGCUUCCGUGACCUUUCUCAGCAUGAUCAGGUUACCCUGCUUAAGGCUGGCACCUUUGAGGUGCUGAUGGUGCGCUUUGCAUCGUUGUUCAACGUGAAGGACCAGACGGUAAUGUUCCUGAGCCGCACCACCUACAGCUUGCAGGAGCUUGGCGCCAUGGGCAUGGGAGACCUGCUCAAUGCCAUGUUCGACUUCAGUGAGAAGCUCAACUCCCUGGCGCUUACCGAGGAGGAGCUGGGUCUCUUUACCGCGGUGGUGCUUGUCUCUGCAGACCGCUCGGGCAUGGAGAAUUCCGCUUCGGUGGAGCAGCUCCAGGAGACGCUGCUGCGGGCUCUUCGGGCUCUGGUGCUGAAGAACCGGCCCUUGGAGACUUCCCGCUUCACCAAGCUGCUGCUCAAGCUGCCGGACCUGCGGACCCUGAACAACAUGCAUUCCGAGAAGCUGCUGUCCUUCCGGGUGGACGCCCAGUGACCCGCCCGGCCGGCCUUCUGCCGCUGCCCCCUUGUACAGAAUCGAACUCUGCACUUCUCUUUCCUUUACGAGACGAAAAGGAAAAGCAAACCAGAAUCUUAUUUAUAUUGUUAUAAAAUAUUCCAAGAUGAGCCUCUGGCCCCCUGAGCCUUCUUGUAAAUACCUGCUCCCCCGCCCAUCACCGUACUUCCCAUCCUCCCCUAUUUAAACCAUUCUUGCUCUCCCACCCUCUUCUGGCCCCCCAGUUUGUUCUGUUCCUGUCUCAAAUCCAAUAGUUCACAGCUGAGCUGGCUUC
Messenger RNA from Castor canadensis (American beaver), 2762 nucleotides. It is a transcript of the gene Nr1d1, whose product is annotated as nuclear receptor subfamily 1 group D member 1. Lineage: Eukaryota; Metazoa; Chordata; Mammalia; Rodentia; Castoridae. Gene Ontology annotation, biological process: response to leptin; cell differentiation; positive regulation of transcription by RNA polymerase II. The record is from RefSeq and is a predicted model, not a curated record. Gene Ontology annotation, molecular function: zinc ion binding; RNA polymerase II cis-regulatory region sequence-specific DNA binding; nuclear receptor activity.